GCGAACGCCGGGCAGGGCGGCGGGCGCGCUCAGUCUGGCGGCGGCGGCCGUGCGCGGACGGACGUGCCAGGAGCGCCGCAGCCGCCCGCGCCCCCCGCAGCAGAGCAGAGCCGCGCCGCUCAGGCCGCGCCCGCCCGCCCGCCAUGGUGUCAUGGAUCAUCUCCAGGCUGGUGGUGCUUAUAUUUGGCACCCUUUACCCUGCGUAUUAUUCCUACAAGGCUGUGAAAUCAAAGGACAUUAAGGAAUAUGUCAAAUGGAUGAUGUACUGGAUUAUAUUUGCACUUUUUACCACAGCAGAGACAUUCACAGACAUCUUCCUUUGUUGGUUUCCAUUUUAUUAUGAACUAAAAAUAGCAUUUGUAGCCUGGCUGCUGUCUCCCUACACAAAAGGCUCCAGCCUCCUAUACAGGAAGUUUGUACAUCCCACACUAUCUUCAAAAGAAAAGGAAAUCGAUGAUUGUCUGGUCCAAGCAAAAGACCGAAGUUAUGACGCCCUUGUGCACUUCGGGAAGCGAGGCUUGAAUGUGGCGGCCACAGCGGCUGUGAUGGCAGCUUCCAAGGGACAAGGUGCCUUAUCGGAGAGACUACGGAGCUUCAGCAUGCAGGACCUCACCACCAUCAGGGGAGACGGCACCCCUGCUCCUUCAGGCCCCCCACCACCAGGGUCUGGGCGGGCCAGUGGAAAACAUGGCCAGCCCAAGAUGUCCAGGAGUGCUUCUGAGAGCGCUAGCAGCUCAGUGUGUACCUGCUGCUCCACCUGCAGGACCCGGAAAGUGGUUGAGGGAGAUGUGAAUGAGGGUGGUGUGAAGGCAUGGGAGCCCCACCAGGUCCAAAACCCAUUGGCGUUUUCUGACGAGGAGGAGGAAGACCUGCUGGAUUUCAUGUACAAGUAUAAAGCACCUCGAAGGACGGACUUGCUCCUGGAGGCGGAAACAAGAAAGAUGUGUCAUUCUGCACAACCAUUCCCUUGGGAGAUCGAGGAGCAUAAUUUAAGAGGGAGGCAUCAGCCUCUCAAAAUGGCACCGCCUAGAAUUCUUCGAUCUCGCUUCAGGAAGAAAAGUACCUCAUCCUCGGCCACCGAAACCACGUGAGUGAGAGAGCCAACUGCACCGGAUCCACAGAAUGUUUCUUCUCUGCCUUAAAGAGCUAUUCACUAAUAACAAAAAUCCGCAAGCUGGAUGUGCUUUGUGCGUGCAGCCUCACAAACAUGGCCUUUUAUCUCUCCCCUUCCACUUUUAAGGAUUUUUUCCCCCUUUUCUUUAUUUUCCUAGGGAGAGGCUAAAGGGAAAGGUAGUAGGCGCAGGGGUGGUGACCUUUAAGUCUUCUGAGGUUGAUAAUUUUCCACAGUUGGAUUGUCAUAGACAGCAGUGUGUUUUUUUAGAAAGAUAAGAGAAUCACCCCUAUGCUGCUGAGAUGUACAUUUGUAAUCUAUCUGUUGCAUACUUAGUUUUUAGUCCUGUAAAUGCAAACAAAGCAUUUUUUAAACCUUCUUUGUUCUUGGUACUAAUACUUUGAACUGAUGUACAUAUUUAUGGCUUUUGGCUUAAUAUGAUGGACUUGCAAGGGCUGCCAGAGGUUCUGAUAUGUAAGAAAACUACAAAAACAGAGAUAUUAAAAAAAAUCUUGAUUCUAGAGAACAAAUCAGAUGUGCUUAUAAAGUUUCCAAAUACAGCUCCAGUAAGACAUCCCUUUCCCUGCAGGAAUGCGAUCUAUAUUCUUUAGAUAGCUGUUUAGUCAAAAGACCAGACAAGUUAUGAAUGAAGAAAAACAAUAUUUCACAACACAGUAGAAUGUGAUGAGAGGUCAGGGGAACAUCCUAGGAUAAGAGAAGAGUCGCAGGAAGCUCAUCUCCUCCCUGGAGUCUGGAUUAGGACCUUCUGAAUCUUUUCCAAGGGCAGGUAGCUUGCCCUUGGCCCAAUUUCUUGAGGAUGAGAACAUGUAGAGCUGUUGGAGUAAUUCUGUGCUUGACAAAGGAUGAUUCUCCUUUAUCAUGACCAGUGCUGCUGCUGAUUUCCCCAGAGGAGUUUACACUCUGAGCACCUUGUUUUAGCAAACUCUGGUGAACCUUGUUUAGCUUAGCAAAAACACACACAAAAAAACCUGAGAACUGUGCUGUUUCGGAUAAGCCAUAACAUACAUCUGAAACACAUGGGUAACAGUCAAAAUGGUGGGCUCUAGAAUGGUUUUAGAGGUUGAGAUCUUUAUGAGUUACACAUGCUGGUCAGACCCAUGAGCACCUGUGGCUCACACCUUCUGUUCCCUUCCUGGCCUGUGCAGAAUGGAAACAGCAGACUCACACUCAUGGGCACUCUAGGCCUUAUCAGACAUUUUAUACAAGCCUGGACUGCUUAGUAAGGGAAUAGAGCACUCUCUGAUAGGACUUUCCACUUAGAUUGAGAAUUUUAUUUGAAAAGAAUCUGGUUUAAAUGGCAUUGUGGUCCCAGGUAGCUGCUCUCCCCACUGAGAGCUGAGCUGCAAUGUAAGAAUAGAAUAUUUGUGCUUAGAGUUGGUGUUUUCUUUCAGUGUAAUGCAUGCAGUGGUCACAACCCAGUUACUCAUAAUAUUUGGAUUGUAUUUGUUCGUAGAUAUGCCCAGAAGACAGACUAGAGAAUUAGUGUUAUAUACCAUAUAGAACUGUCAACCAACUAUAAACAGGCCCAAUUAAAAACUGUUCCAUUACUGAGCUACGCAAACACACAUUAGAGGCCUUUGCUGAUGACACAUUAGCUGGAUCUUAGCCACCCCAGAAAGGGUUUGAUUUGAAGCUGACUGUUGCCAGAGAUGCAUAUUGGAAUCCAGUCUACCCAUAGUUCCUCUGAAGGUGAUUUUGUAAUCUACAAAAGGGUAUAGGAAAAUACACCUAAAAGCAAAUUUGUGGCUGAGAGGAUAAAUAGAGGCUGUUUGCACAUCUUCUGUGCCCCACACCCACCAAUACCUAAAUCUGUUAAGGAAGACAGAAAAUGUUUUCUUCGUGCUCAAUAAGCAGUUCCAGACAGAAUAAUACUCUUUAAAAUAUAUUUACCUGUUAGUUGGAAGUACGCAGAAUUAUCAGAAACAAUUGCAAAAAAAAAAGCUUACAUAGCUUCUUAGCAAUUUUUUUUUUUUUUUUGCCAAACAGUAAAUUGCCUUUAGCAGCAGUUUAAAAUGUUAUUGUGAACAAGCUAUAUUUUCACCACUUUACAAUGGAAAGUUGUGACAACUACAGGUUAUCAAAUUUGCACUAAACUAUGCCAAAAAAGUUUGAAGCGCUCUAUUCUCAGACAUGCUGUAUUACUUCUCAUUCAAAAUUGAAAAAUAUAAAGGUAUCCAAACUGCUGUCUUAAUGUAAAUGUAACUAGUUUUCCUUCAAGUGUUGACUAGGGAGUCAGUUUCUCUCUUAAAGACACUCACUGUACAACUGAGAGCAGCUGUCAUAUUUCUGGCAAAAUGUGUUUACGUAUCUGACAAGCUGUACAUUUGUGUAUGGACUGACAUAAAAUGUGAAAGCCUGUAAGUGUACAUGUAGCGGUGUGGUGUUCUGUCAUGAGGAUACAGCUGAAUGUUCUUAGCUUGCUGACUUACAGACACAGGCUGUUUACAAAAUACUAGCUGGAAAGUCUGUAAUGUUCAUGUCCUAACUUUUAGUUAAUUGCCAUUGAGCACCUGUUCUGAGGAGGUGAGAUGUGGACUUGUGCUUAUGAACUGGAGUUUAGUCAUAAUCCCUCCUGGCUGUGUGAAUAGCUUGCUCACUCUGCUGGCCGUUGAAAUGUAUGUUCUCCGUGAUAAGCUGUCCAUGUGUUUGUGAUAAGAAUGCUUGUCAACCAUGACCAUCUUUGAGCCUUCCUAGUCCUCCACCUGGCACAGUAUUUGAAAUGGCAAAGGAUGUGCUUCAUCCUCUAACAGCGUACACUCCCAGAGCUGAUAUUCUGGAUUGUGACUGUGCACAUUUCCUCUAGUUCAUUUCUGUAGUCCCUAUAGAACGAUCUGUAAUAAAAUAGUAUACUGGACUGUGCAUCAAAGGGAUGUAAAAUUACAGUAUUCCAAAGGUUGAAGUUCUGCUGUUUUGUUAUAAUGCCUGAUACACAUCUUGAAUAAAGUCUUAACAUUUUUCUUUUAAAAAAA
Messenger RNA from Sapajus apella (tufted capuchin), 4101 nucleotides. It is a transcript of the gene REEP1, whose product is annotated as receptor accessory protein 1. The coding region runs from base 144 to 1091 and encodes 315 amino acids. The record is from RefSeq and is a predicted model, not a curated record. Lineage: Eukaryota; Metazoa; Chordata; Mammalia; Primates; Cebidae. Gene Ontology annotation, cellular component: endoplasmic reticulum tubular network; cytoplasmic microtubule; endoplasmic reticulum membrane. The transcript has 10 exons. Gene Ontology annotation, molecular function: microtubule binding. Gene Ontology annotation, biological process: endoplasmic reticulum tubular network organization.